Messenger RNA from Meira miltonrushii, 439 nucleotides. RefSeq lists its product as uncharacterized. Gene Ontology annotation, molecular function: NADH dehydrogenase (ubiquinone) activity. Lineage: Eukaryota; Fungi; Basidiomycota; Exobasidiomycetes; Exobasidiales; Brachybasidiaceae. The record is from RefSeq and is a predicted model, not a curated record. Gene Ontology annotation, biological process: ATP synthesis coupled electron transport; electron transport coupled proton transport. The annotation marks the transcript as partial. The transcript has a single exon.
GUUUCUGUUCUUGUUUCUGUUCUUGUACAUGUAUUUUCGAUUGACUUUAUGAGUGUAGAUCCGCAUCAUCAACGAUUCUUCUCUAUCUGUCUAUAUAUACUUUCCUCUUGCUAAUUCUUGUAACAGGAGAAAAUUGUCUUAUCAUGUUUGUAGGUUAGGAAGGAAUUGGUAUUUUUUCUUAUCUACUUAUUAAUUUCUGGUUUAAACGAAUUCAAGCAAAUAAUAAAAGUGCUAUCAAACACUUGUUGUCAGCCCCGUAGGAGAUAUGAAUCUUUCAGUAGCAUUCUUUGCUCUUCUAUUUACAGUGGGAAACUUCGAUUACUCUACUGUGUUUAGUGUAGCUCCACUUAUUAAUGAAACAUUGGUAUUUCUAAUUGGUCUGCUACUUCUACUGGCGGCAAUGGGUAAAAGUACACAGCUUGGUCUCCACACAUGGCUA